Phascolarctos cinereus (koala) is the source of this 8324-nucleotide messenger RNA. RefSeq names its product DOP1 leucine zipper like protein B (gene DOP1B). NCBI's taxonomy places the organism in Eukaryota, Metazoa, Chordata, Mammalia, Diprotodontia, Phascolarctidae. Gene Ontology annotation, cellular component: trans-Golgi network; endosome. The record is from RefSeq and is a predicted model, not a curated record. Gene Ontology annotation, biological process: Golgi to endosome transport.
CCUGGAAGAAAGAGAAAGGUGGUAGGCAGCAAUUGGUCGGUCCUUCCCUCUUGCACAGUAGCUGCAUAGGCGAGCGCCUCCUGCUACCCUUGGUACGUGCCCGCCCCUGCGUCCUGAGGAUUUUCCCUAUUGGAUCGCUGGGGACUCUAUGUGAGCACAGUGGUGGAGCCUCGGAGAGCGAAGAAAUUGGAUGAGAGACUGGGCGGUUUCCUUACCCCUACAUUGCUGUUGGCAAACAUUUUUGUAGCAACCACCGGAGAAGUUGCUUGUUGUGAAGGUUGUUCAACACUCUCCAGGCCCUCGUCCUCUUACUGGCAUCCGGACUUAGGUUCCUCUCCUACUGUGAGAAUGUAAAAUGGAUCCAGAAGAACAAGAGCUAUUGGGUGAUUACAGAUACAAAAAUUAUUCUUCAGUGAUUGAAAAGGCUUUAAGAAAUUUUGAAUCAUCAAGUGAAUGGGCAGAUCUAAUCUCUUCACUUGGUAGACUCAAUAAGGCUCUUCAAAGUAAUCUGACAUAUUCCCUAUUGCCAAGACGUCUCAUUAUCAGUAAGAGAUUAGCUCAGUGUUUGCAUCCAGCUUUGCCUAGUGGAGUACAUUUGAAAGCCCUAGAGACCUAUGAAAUCAUUUUUAAAAUCAUAGGGACAAAAUGGCUUGCCAAAGAUUUGUUCCUUUACAGUUGUGGCUUGUUUCCCCUUCUGACAAAUGGAGCAGUGUCAGUGAGACCUGUCCUCCUUGGGCUAUAUGAGAAAUACUUUCUUCCACUGAAGAAGUUGCUUCUGCCGAGUCUUCAGGCAUUUGUCAUAGGGCUGCUGCCUGGCCUAGAGGAGGGCUCAGAGAUUUAUGACAGAACAGAUGCUUUGCUUCUGAGGCUGUCCCUUGUUGUUGGAAAAGAUGUAUUCUAUACUGCGCUGUGGGGAGCAGUUGUGGUGAGCCCGUCCAUAAGGCUCCCUGCAUCCCUUUUUAUAGUCAGCCACAUACAAAGAGAGUUACCUGGCCAAGAACAGACAUAUAUGCUGGGGACAGACCACCAACUCACGGUAAAAUCUUUGUGUGCAUCAUUAUUGGAUUCUAAUGUUCUGGUACAGAGAAACAAUUUGGAAAUAGUUCUUUUCUUUUUCCCAUUUUACACAUGCCUGGACUCCAAUAAAAGUGCCAUUCCACUGCUCAGAUCGGAUAUUGUUCGAAUACUUUCAGCUGCUACCCAGACUUUGUUGAGAAGAGAUAUGUCUCUUAACAGAAGAUUUUAUGCAUGGUUGCUAGGCUCAGAUAUCAAAGGAAAUACUCUUGUGCCUCAAUCGAACGUCUCAACAUCUUAUGAAGACCAAUCCGCCUAUUUCUUUGAAAAAUACUCAAAAGACCUCUUAAUUGAGGCAUUGAUUGAAAUUUUGCAUCAGAAGUUCACCAGCUCUGAAUUUGAAGAAAGUCAUCAGGCUUACCUGAAACCUUUCCGUAUCCUCGUUAGUCUCCUUGACAAGCCUGAAAUAGGUCCUCAGGUUGUUGGGGAUUUAUUUCUCGAAGUGAUCAGAGCCUUAUUCUCUUAUUGUAGAGAUGCUCUUGGAAUUGAGCUUAAACUUAGCUACAUUCAAAGUGGAAAUUCACUUACAAGUGCAAUAAAAGAAAACAGAUAUGCCUCUGAGAUUGUUAAAACUGUGAAUUUUCUAAUUACUUCCCUAAGUACAGAUUUCAUCUGGGAUUAUAUGACCCGAUGUUUUGAAGACUACUUUAGAAGCAGAUCCAUGGAAGUAAGCCAUCCCUUUACAAAAAACAGCAUUUCUCCCACAGUUUCAGAACUUUGCAUGUUGCUUGUGUUCCUCCUUGAUGUAAUUCCGUUGGAACUUUAUUCUGAGGUACAAACUCAGUAUCUCCCACAGAUGCUCUGUUACAUGGUGCAGUGCCUUUAUGAAGAACUGGAAUUUUUAACCUUGCCCGAACUCACCCAUGCCUUAAAAACUUGCUUCAAAGUGCUUAACAAAGUGCAGAUGCCUCCGUCCUAUUUGGAUAUUGAGACACAGAGUGAAAAUGUGAAUCCUGUAAUAGAUAAAAGUGGUGAAACAACUUUAGAAACAAAGUCUGUGGUGCCUGAUGAAGACGAUGCUUCAUUUCCUCCUCUUAAGUCUGAAGACAGUGGUAUUGGCCUAAGUGCUUCAUCCCCAGAGCUCUCUCUGCACUUAGGCAUCCCUAGGAUUUCUCCAGAAAAGGAUGAUGUCUGGAAAAGGAAUGGGAGCAUGCAGAAAACCUUGCACUCCAUUCAGGAACUGGUUACUAUCUUUACCAAUAAGCAUAUUUUUGGGGUGCAGCUACCUGAACAUGGAGAGGAAAAUCAAUCAACGGUCACUACGAACACAAGAGACAAAGAUGAAGCAAGUGGCACGAUUGUUGAAAACUCAGGCAAGAAGAGAAACUCUCGGGACAUCAAAACAAUCACCGUGCCCCAGUUUAAACAGAUGCUUUCAGAUCUGUUUACAGUCCGAGGGUCUCCAACUAAGCCAAAAACUCUGAGGUUUCCCUUUUCUUCAACCCAUAGCAUUGGCAAUAAAAAGGAAAAAGAGGAUGAGGAGUGGUAUAUUUACAAGGUGAUUAUUGACUUAGGAGAUUUGAGCAAGGAUUGCCGGGAAGCCUUUGCUGCUGCUUGUCAUUUUCUGCUGGACUGUUCCACCUUCCCCGUCUACCUUUCUCAGGAAGAAACAGAGCAACUCUAUACAUCUCUUUUCCAGGCACCUGAAUGUGAUUCUAGCUUCCCGUUGUGGCUUAAAUCUCUCAUGACUAUCUGCUGCUGUGUAAAUGACUGCCAUAUUCAGAAUGUGUCCAUCUUCACACUGCUUGAGAUGAUACACCAUUCUCAGUCACUGGCACUUAUGUGUGAAGACAGGAUGAAACGGAGUAAAAUCUCUGAACAUAACCCGUUUUUUGGAAAGUUACAGAUGGUAACAGUUCCUCCCAUUGUUCCAGGAGUAUUAAAAGUCAUUGCAAAGAAAACAGACUUCUAUCAGAGAGUGGCACAGGUACUCUGGAAUCAGCUGAACAAAGACACACAGGAACAUCACAUUGCUUGCGUGGAACUCUUCUACAAGCUACAUUGCCUGGCACCAUCAGCUAACAUCUGUGAAGAUAUUAUCUGCCAUUCGUUAUUGGAACCUGACAAAGGAACAAGGUUGGAAGCAAUAUUUCGAUUUUCCAUCAUCUGGCACCUAACAAGAGAGAUCCAAAGCAACAGAGUGACAUCCCACAAUCGUUCCUUCGAUAGGUCCUUAUUUGUAGUAUUGGACAGCCUGACUUGUUCUGAUGAGGCCAUUGGUGCAGCAGCACAAGGCUGGCUGGUUCGUGCCCUUUCCCUUAAUGAUGUGUCCCGGAUCCUGGAACCUGUUCUCUUGUUUCUGCUUCACCCAAAGACACAGAGAAUAUCCAUUCACUGCAUCAGGCGGAAAAACUCAGCAGAGGAUUUACAUCAUUGGUUUAGCAAGAAAAAAGCUUGUUUCAAAGAAAUGUAUGGGGUAUCUGAACGUCACGAAGGAAGCUCUCAUGAAAACCUGCCCUUAAAUCAGUUUACUACUGUAGACCGGGAAGCUAUUUGGGCUGAAGUGGAGAAAGACCCAGAGAAGUUUCAGCUGAGAAAUGACCUAGAUGAUGAUGAUGAUGUCCCUUGUGGCACAGACAUCCCUGACAGGCCAGAAGGUGAGCUUCAGGACAACAGUGAGCACACAGAGUCAGCAGAUACAAGCUUAGGACACACUGACAGUGAAAAUACUUCCUCGUUCUCAACACCCUCCUUGGAUCCUCAUGAGUUGAGCAGUGAAGAAAACUGUUGCACCCCCAUACAUGAUAGAGCUCAUCCUAAGCAUUCCGCCUCAACAUCUGUUUUCCAACCUCAGGUCUCUAAAACAGUUGCCAAACGGAACCUAGUGCGGUUUGACUCAGACAAGACCCAAGCUUCUGAGUCACUCUCUAGUGAUGAGGAAGUUGAUGUGGAUCAGACUCUCACAAUGUCCAAGUUACUGAAGAAGCAGAAGGAAAAGCAGGCAAUGACUGAGGCAUUAUUUAAACACAUUCUGUUGUACCUACAACCCUAUGACUCCAGACGAGUCCUAUAUGCCUUUUCUGUGCUAGAGACAAUACUCAAAUCCAACCCCAAAGAAUUCAUCGAGGCGGUUUGCAGGACUAACAUGGAUUCCAGCUCCACUUCUCAUUUGAACCUCAUCUAUAACCUCUUAGCACGCCACCAAGAAGCCUUGGUUGGGCAGAGUUUCUAUGGAAAGCUUCAGACCCAGUCACCCACAACAUGCCCUCAUUCCCUUUUGAUUGAGUUACUUAUUUACCUCUGCCUGAGCUUCCUACGUUCAUACUUUCCAUGCUAUGUACAGGUCUCCCACCAAGACAUACUUGGCAACCAAGCUGUACAGAUCAAAAGUGUGGAGGUCUUGAUUCGGAUAAUGAGUCAAUUGUCCAGUAUUGCCAAAUCAUUUAAAGGGAAGAAUGUGGACUUCAUACAGAAUUUAUUAGAGAGGUGCAAAGUUCAAGAGUUUGUGCUCCUCUCUUUAUCUGUUUCCAUGUUUAGUAGUCAGAAGCAGUAUGAACUUCUUGCCUCAGAUCAAAACAAGCCCUCUCGAGAAGAGAUACACUUUGAAGAAGGCCUGAUUAGUUUUGGUCAGGAUAAGAUCUGGAAUCCCCUGCAGAUUGAGCUGCUAAAACUCCUGCAGGUCCUGAUUAUCUUGGAACACCAUCUGGGAAAGGUCCAAGAAGAACUGGAAAAUCAGUCAGAUCUGUCUAAGGAAUGGCAAAAGACCCUCAAAUUUCAGGAGUCCAUCAGUGCCAUGCAGUAUGUACAGCCUCACCCAAUUACUUCUCAGGGACUAUUCAUCUCUGCUGUGGUGCGAGGUUUACAGCCAGAGUGUGGUUAUGGGAUGCACUCAGCCUGGGUUAGUUUGGUCACAUCUUCUUUACCGUACUUUGGGAAAUCAUUAGGUUGGACUGUUGCUCCUUUUGUCGUACAGAUUUGCAAGAAUUUAGAUGAGCUGGUCAGGCAAUAUGAAAAUGAGUUUGUGAAGUCUUCUAUCAGCAUAUCCUGUAAGAGAGAGAACAUUUCUCCAGAUUAUCCACUCACUCUCUUGGAAGGUCUAACCACCAUUAGUCAUUUUUGCCUCCUGGAACAACAAUCCAACCAAACAAAAAUGUCAGCUUCUAUAAGUGACCCUAUCAACUUGAGAAAUGCCAAGAAUGCCAUUUUGGAAGAAUUGCCUCGAAUUGUUAACACCAUGUCACUUCUGUGGAGUGUAAUUAGAAAAGAAGAAACCCAAAAAAGACAAGCUGAUUUCUUUGGAUCUUCAAAAGGAUCAUCUUUAAUUUACUUUAAAGCUACCAAAACCAUAAGACAAAAAAUUUUAGAUUUCUUGAACCCCCUGGGAAUUCAGCUUGGGGUCCAGUUAACAGCAGCAGUUGCAGCAGUGUGGAGCAGAAAGAAAGUCAAGCAUCAUAGUAAGAUUGUUCCUGUGGCAAGUACCUCUCAGCUAACUCUUGUAGAUUUAAUUUCUUCACUUAAUUCAUUGAAAACUGACACAAUAUUGUACCUAGUGAAAGAAGUUGUCAAGAAACCAUCACAAAUCAAAGGAGAAGAGAAAUCAUCUCUAGUGGAUAUUCCUGUGUUGCAUUUCAGCUACACUUACCUUCAAAGGCUCUCUGUCUCAGUUCUACAGGAAAACUUCCCUUCGUUGUUAGGAGUGUUAAAGGAAUCUGUACAAUUGAACCUAGCACCACCCGGAUACUUUCUGCUCCUCAGUAUGCUCAAUGAUUUUGUGACAAGAACGCCUAACCUGGAAAGCAAGAAGGAUCAGAAAGACCUACAGGACAUCACCCAAAAAGUCCUGGAAGCUGUGGGAAAUAUAGCUGGUUCUUCUCUGGAACAAACUAGCUGGCUAAGCAGAAACUUGGAAGUGAAGGCCCAGCCUCAGAUCUCUUUAGAUGAAUGUGAUACUGAAGAAGAUUUGCAUGAUGCAGCAGCAACACCCUCAUCAAUGGUAUCUGCAUCUGCCCCCUCAGUUUACAGUGUGCAUGCUCUCUCACUCCUUGCAGAGAUUGUAGCAUGUCUCUUGGACGUGAUUUAUCGCAGUGAUGAGAAGGAGAAAGCUGUGCCAUUAAUUUCACGUUUGCUGUAUUAUGUUUUUCCUUAUUUACGAAAUCACAGUACCUACAACAUCCCUAGCUUCCGAGCUGGUGCCCAACUACUCAGCUCCCUGAGUAGUUAUGCCUAUACAAAACGAGCCUGGAAAAAAGAAGUCCUGGAGUUAUAUUUGGACCCUGGUUUUUUUCAGAUGGAUACUUCUUGUGUUCAUUGGAGGUCCAUCAUCGACCAUCUUCUGACACAUGAAAAAACAAUGUUUAAAGAUUUAAUGAAUAUGCAAAGCAGUUCUUUAAAAUUGUUUUCAAGUUUUGAGCAGAAAGCCAUGCUCCUAAAGCGUCAAGCAUUUGCUGUCUUCAGCGGAGAUGUUGAUCAGUAUCAUCUCUACCUUCCAUUGAUACAAGAACGACUGACAGAGAAUCUCAGAGUUGGACAGACACCCAUAGUUGCUGCUCAGAUGUUCCUCUUUUUCAGAGUUUUGCUGCUAAGAAUAUCUCCUCAACAUCUGACUUCGUUGUGGCCAAUAAUGGUCACUGAAUUGAUUCAGACAUUUAUACAAUUUGAAGAUGAUCUAAUACAGAGGAAUGAAUCAUCAAAAAGCAACAGCAAAGUAACCAGAAUGAGAGCUUCAGGAGCUGAUGGCAGUGAGAUAUCCCCAAAUGAACUCAUCUUGUAUUUAUCAGCUUGCAAGUUCCUGGACACAGCACUUUCUUUUCCACCAGACAAGAUGCCUUUAUUUCAAAUGUAUAAAUGGGCAUUUGUUCCAGAAGUAGAUACAAAGACUUCUGCUAUUCUCUCAGAUUUAGAGGAGUAUCAUCAAGAAUGCAAACCACAUGUUGUUAGAAUCUUGGAACUUCUCAACUUAAAAUAUGGAGAGAUAAACGGUAGCAACAAGGCGACUUCUAUCAAGUGUGAAUUCCCUCUUUUACACCAACGUUCUAUAUCUAGCAUCGUGCAGUUGAUGCCUUUUUUCAGGACUCUGAGCUGUGCUUUUAAGACUCAAAGUAAUCUGUCUCAUGAGUAUUCAGGGGCUCCUUCAGCAGAGUUUCCUAUUGCAGAUGGCCCAAGGAUCUUGAAACAACUGGAAGAAAGUGUUGAAUGUGAUUUUCUGGAAAAGCUGGAAUGUUAAAAACUCUUUGUUAUGUUGAUUUUUUGACAUUUUGUAACCAUAUCUAGUAUAGAAGUGUAGUAUGGCACUGUCAACUUAUUUUCUUUUCUAUUUUGAAAGUUAACUUAAAAUGUAUUUGAUUGGCAUGAAAAAAAAUCUUCUUAAAUUACUUUUAAAGUUAGCGAGAUCAAAUAGCUGAUUUUUUUUUACUCAGUUUAUGCAAUGAAAAAAAAAGUCAGUGUUACCUCCAAGUCUAGAAAAAUUACAGCUCUUGACACAUAUUUACUAUAUGAAGAAAGAAUACAAUGAUGAAGGAAAGCUUUUUUUGUCAGUGGUGCAGAAGUGUGGUUAUAUUUUUGUUUCUUCCAAGUGUACUGUUUCUCUAAACAUGUUAAUAUAGUGUUUCAAUUUUUCAUGCAAGUACUUUUUUUAAAGACAAAUAUAUAAUUUUUCAAAAAAGCAAUCAUUGAAAGUGAGUAUACAUGGCUUAUACAAAGUUACAAUCAAAGAAGAUAUUUGAAAUUGUUCAAUCCAUUGUCCUAUUAAAAUCACCUUUGUUAUGUUACUUGAAUCUGUAAUAGCAACAAACUGAAUCAUGACUGUAUUUUUUUAUCUCCCUUCAAAGAUCUGUGAUUUCAUCAGUGUGUGUCUUCCAUCCCUCUUACCCUUUGCAAUCCUACUAUAGUCUACAAAAUGGUUUUCAGUUGCGAUAGCUGGAAAAUUCAUCCCCCUGCUGUCAGCCUGAUGAUGAGCCUCUUGAAACUUAAGUAGCCUAGUCCUUGGAAAACAGAUGUACAGUCUGGCCAGACCCAAGCAUGAAGUCUUUGCAGCUUGGUGUAAGUUCUUCCAGAGGGUCAUCUCUAUGCCAUCAUGAGGCUUUGAAGUAGAAUUAGUGCAGGUAAUACCUCAGUUUCUAUGUUCCUUAACUUGCUGAAAUUAUAAGCAAAGAAAUGUUGAGAAUCGGAUUAAAAUAAACACAUGUAAGAUUAUUUAUGUAAGUCUAUUAUAUAAAUUUAAAGAUGUUUGCAUGUCUUUGGUCACUAAUAUACAUUCAGAGAAAGCUGAAUAUCUGCAAUAAAAGAGAAAAAAUAAAGUACACAAACUAUGA